UAGCCCCAAAAGCCCCAGGAGCUUUGGCAGCCCCAGGAGCUGUGGUAGCCUCAGAAGCCCCAGGAGCUGUGGUAGCCCCAGGAGCCAUGGUAGCCAUGGUAGCCCCCAGAGCCAGGCAGGGGAUGCCAGAGGGAGCCCCGGGGAGGAGCCCUUCCUGCCAGAGGACCUGGAAGGAGGCAGCAGCAGCAUUCCCAGCCCUGCACCUUUCCCAGCCCAGGAGUGUCCCCUGUGCCAGCCCUGGGAAGUGUGUGAGCACAACCCCGAGGGAUCCCAGGUGUUCCCUGAUCCUGACUGUGCCGACACUGAGGUGGGACAGGGAGAAGUUCCCGCUUCUCCCACGCCGUGGGACGAGCCCAGGGAUCUCUCUGGAGAACACCUGGAGUUCAGUGAUGCUGAGGAUAUUUCGGAUCUGCUCCCAAGGGAAGAGCAGCUCCCGAGCCAAGACACACACGAGGGCUUGGCCUUUGAAGAUCCAUUGGAGAAUUCCUUUGGUGACUCAGACCAGGAAUAUUUGGAGGGGAAUUCUCGCUCCCCUCUUCCAAGCAGGAGUUCCUGCAUCAUGAGAUCCACGGGUGCUGCAGGAACAAGGACUACCUGGGACAGCUCCUCCAGGAGCUCCGUGCACACCGAGGAGCCUGGGGAGGCCUGGGACUGGGAUGACCGCAGGGAUCACGGGAGCCUUGUGGUCAGCAGGCAGUGCCAGGAGAGGAUGGAACAUUUCCAGCUUCCCAGGAGGCGCCGCCGCCGUGCCCGGGAGUCUCACCUGGCCCGCUCGCUGCUGGGGACCUGGAGGGGCUUGGAGGAGAUCACCCAGCACACUUUGGACAUGGAGUGUCUCCGCUUCCAUUAUAAGCUAAAAGAAAUCCUAAGGAAUGGCAGACGCCCCUUUUCUACCUCCCAAAGCAUCUUCCCGACGGACUUUCCUCCCCGCCGCGCCCCCGUCCCGCUGUCCCCGCGCAGCCGGAGCCCCCUGCAGGUGACAAUUCCCCCCUCGGACGCGUGGCCGGGCGGGCUCCGCUCCCGCGGGGACCCUCGGGCCGCCAGGAGGAGCCGUUCCCGGGCCAGGAGCCGGGAGCGCGGGGCCGCCCUGCGCCUGGCCCGGCUGCGGCACCCGCCCGCCCCGCCCCAGCCCCAGCCCCAGCCCCAGCCGGAGCCGCGCGGGGACGUGGCCGGCAUCCUGCAGGAGUUCUCCGAGUUCCAGAGGGUGCUGCUGGCCGGGGCCGGGGCCGGGAGCGCCGCCCCGGUGCAGGGCGAGCCCGGGGGCGGCCGGGCGGAGCUGGCCCGGCCCCGCGGGACGGCGGCGUUCCAGGGAAUGGUGGCCGAGCUGUGCGGGGCCCUGCGCUGCCACCUGCGCCGCGUGGCCGCCCGAGGGCAGCCCGGAAUGUUCUACCUGCUGGAGACGGGCACGGAGCCCUUCUUCGACAGGGUGAAGGCCCUGCUGAAGGCCGAGGGCUUUGUGAGGGUGGAGCCCCUGAACUUCUGCAGAGCCCAGCACCAGGACAGCGAGCGGCUGCUGGUCAUCAUCAGGAACGAGGACAUCGCCUCCCACAUCCACACCGUGCCCUCCCUGCUGGAGCUGAAGCGCUGUCCCCGCGUGGUGUUUGCUGGUGUGGACGAUCCCGAGGAGGUGACAGUGACACAUUCCAGGAGCUCUUCCAGGCCGGAGG
Serinus canaria (Common canary) is the source of this 1667-nucleotide messenger RNA. RefSeq names its product protein TASOR 2-like. Lineage: Eukaryota; Metazoa; Chordata; Aves; Passeriformes; Fringillidae. Gene Ontology annotation, cellular component: nucleoplasm. The annotation marks the transcript as partial. Gene Ontology annotation, biological process: negative regulation of gene expression, epigenetic. The record is from RefSeq and is a predicted model, not a curated record. The transcript is spliced from 3 exons.